This is a messenger RNA of Helobdella robusta, 372 nucleotides long. RefSeq lists its product as hypothetical. NCBI's taxonomy places the organism in Eukaryota, Metazoa, Annelida, Clitellata, Rhynchobdellida, Glossiphoniidae. The coding region runs from base 1 to 372 and encodes 123 amino acids. The record is from RefSeq and is a predicted model, not a curated record. The transcript has 2 exons.
AUGAGAAAUGAGACGACAACGAAGAACGAUUAUAAAAAUUUUAAUAAUUAUAACGACUAUUUGGUUCCUGAGUUAUUUCCUCUUCAACAAGGACAGGAAUGGAACGGACGACAUGACGAUUCUCGCAAAUCAGGAAAGCUUCGCAGACACCCUGGAUCAAAUUCCGGAUACAGAUCUGUUCACGAAUUUCAAAAAUCGCCAAACUUUCAAAUCACACCUAAAUUUGAUAUGAGUCGAUACGCUGCCAGUCUAGAUGAGAAGACGAGGACAUUAAUUCAGGAAGGCCUAAUUGUGCCAAAGUGGAAUUUGGAGGAGUUUUCUGAAAUGCCCCAAUUUGUUGGUGCACCAGGUACAAAUUUUUCAAUAGAUUAA